Messenger RNA from Eucalyptus grandis, 937 nucleotides. RefSeq lists its product as uncharacterized. Bases 297 to 599 code for a protein of 100 amino acids. The record is from RefSeq and is a predicted model, not a curated record. The transcript is spliced from 3 exons. Lineage: Eukaryota; Viridiplantae; Streptophyta; Magnoliopsida; Myrtales; Myrtaceae.
AACAACACACAUCAGCUUGUCAGCCUCGAAUCCCUCUCAAUCAUCGGGCUGUCUGUCAUCCUUUCCUCGCUGGAUCUCUCUCUCUUUUUCUCGUCACCAUCACCGUUCUAGACCAGACCCGACGCACCACAGUUCCCUCACUACCCUGUUUACCCCUCCCUUUCCCUCUAUAUCUCUCUCUGUCUCCCUCUCUCUCUCUCUCUCUCUCUAACUCUCGCUUUCUUGCAACCUCUGCCACAGAACCCAUCGAAGGCCUCCUUUCCUCUCUCUCUCUCUCUCUCUCGCCCAUCGAUUCAAUGGAAGAUCGCAAGGAGCAGAGGAACACUCCGUGGCUAUCCGUCCCGCAAUUUGGGGACUGGGACCAGAAGGGGCAGGUUCCUGAUUACUCGCUAGACUUCUCAAAAAUAAGGGAAACGAGGAAGCAGAACAAGAGGGACGUCUCAAGAGCCAGCAUCGGGAAUGAAGAGGAGCUUGCUUCUUCAAAAACCGUUGCCCCGACAGCCACCCCUGACGAUGGCCACCACUACCAUGAAAGCGACCCCUCGCCUCCAACGAGGAGGAGCAUUCUCAGCUGCUUCAACUGCUGCGUAAAGGCUUGAGGUUGGCGCGUCCUGAGAAGAGCUGCUUUUGCGUGUACGAUGUUGUGGGAUGUGCUGGUCCCAAUGCACAUGUGCAUUGUGCUUGUUUUCGGACAGACAUGGCUUCUGUACUUGAAAUUUGAUAGUGAUUGUUGUUUUCGCGUAUUCUCCCGGUACCUGGUACAUUUUGGUUAUGUGAAUACUAAAUGUGAUGGAGCCAGGUCGAGCAAUGAGGGCCAGGCUUUCAAAAAGAGUAUUUGGUGCCUAUCCGACGGGGGGAUUAGAGAACCACAUUAAGAAUUUGGAAAAUGUGAUGUUUGUGGCGUCUAUAAAUCUAAGUCCAUUUGAUCUUUCUACCC